CGGAUAUAUAUAAAGACUCAAGGAAGCUAUCGUAGCCAGAGCAAUUUGUUGGAGAAUCAACAGAAAGCAGCAGACCAACCACAACCAAAACGAAGAGCAUCCGCAGAAUGAAGCUCACCGUCUUCUCCGUGCUCAUCGCCAUCGCCUUCUUGUCUGGUGGCAACGUGAAAUCAGAGGCCCUUCCACUGGAUAACACCGAAGACAUAGACCUUCUCCAAGACUCUACUGGAGAAAGACUGACUGAAAACAAAGUGAGUUCCGGGCCAGGCGUUUCUAAGAUCAUCAUGGUGGCAGACGUCGACCUACUGAGAAUGCUGAGGGCUCUGGAAAGGAACAUGCCUGAAAGGAUCCCGAGUCCUGAAGGCAGAGAUGGAAGCCCAGACCUCGGCCAAAGCAUCUCCAUCAUCAGGAGGGAAACCAAGAGGUGCAUGGUGGGAAGGGUGUACCGACCAUGCUGGGAAGUCUAGUUCCUGUGGAGGAGUCCAGUGAAGACAGCGAGAAAAUCCAGCUCGCACCUUCUGAUUCUGUGCAGUACAUGCUAUUUAUCUGUAUCAUAAG
Ictalurus punctatus (channel catfish) is the source of this 558-nucleotide messenger RNA. RefSeq names its product pro-melanin-concentrating hormone, like (gene pmchl). The record is from RefSeq and is a predicted model, not a curated record. The transcript has a single exon. NCBI's taxonomy places the organism in Eukaryota, Metazoa, Chordata, Actinopteri, Siluriformes, Ictaluridae. The coding region runs from base 108 to 467 and encodes 119 amino acids. Gene Ontology annotation, biological process: chemical synaptic transmission; behavior. Gene Ontology annotation, molecular function: melanin-concentrating hormone activity; type 1 melanin-concentrating hormone receptor binding.